Hyaena hyaena (striped hyena) is the source of this 1227-nucleotide messenger RNA. It is a transcript of the gene PPT1, whose product is annotated as palmitoyl-protein thioesterase 1. The transcript has 9 exons. Gene Ontology annotation, cellular component: lysosome. Bases 14 to 934 code for a protein of 306 amino acids. Gene Ontology annotation, molecular function: palmitoyl-(protein) hydrolase activity. Gene Ontology annotation, biological process: receptor-mediated endocytosis; protein depalmitoylation; nervous system development. The record is from RefSeq and is a predicted model, not a curated record. Lineage: Eukaryota; Metazoa; Chordata; Mammalia; Carnivora; Hyaenidae.
UGAUCGGGCCAAGAUGGCGUCGCCCAGCUGUUUGUGGCUCCUGGCCGUCGCUCUCCUGCCGGGGUCUUGCGCCGCACCCGCGCCGGGCCAUCUCGACCCGCCGGCGCCGCUGCCGCUGGUGAUCUGGCAUGGAAUGGGAGACAGCUGCUGUAAUCCCUUAAGCAUGGGUGCUAUUAAAAAAAUGGUUGAGAAGAAAAUACCUGGAAUUUAUGUCUUGUCUUUAGAGAUUGGAAAGACCCUGAUGGAGGAUGUGGAGAACAGCUUCUUCUUGAAUGUCAAUUCCCAAGUGACAACAGUGUGUCAGAUUCUUGCUAAGGACCCUAAAUUACAGCGAGGCUACAACGCCAUGGGCUUCUCCCAGGGAGGCCAAUUUCUGAGGGCUGUGGCCCAGAGAUGCCCGUCACCACCCAUGAUCAAUCUGAUCUCCAUUGGGGGACAACAUCAAGGUGUUUAUGGACUCCCUCGGUGCCCAGGGGAGAGCUCUCACAUCUGUGACUUCAUCAGAAAAACACUGAAUGCUGGGGCUUACAACAAAGCUGUUCAAGAACGCCUGGUGCAAGCAGAAUACUGGCACGACCCCAUAAAGGAGGACAUGUACCGCAACCACAGCAUCUUCUUGGCAGAUAUUAAUCAGGAGAGAGGUGUCAAUGAGUCCUACAGGAAGAACCUGAUGGCCUUGAAGAAGUUUGUGAUGGUGAAAUUCCUGAACGAUUCCAUUGUGGACCCUGUGGAUUCCGAGUGGUUUGGAUUUUACAGAAGCGGCCAAGCCAAGGAGACCAUUCCCUUGCAGGAGACCACUCUGUACACACAGGACCGCCUGGGGCUAAAGAAAAUGGACGAUGCUGGCCAGCUAGUGUUCCUGGCUGUAGAAGGGGACCAUCUUCAACUGUCUGAAGAAUGGUUUUAUGCCCACAUCAUACCUUUCCUUGAGUGAAACCCUUGUAGUUUGCACCAGAGCUCAGGGAGCCCCAGGCGCUUUGAACCAGUGGGAGACUUGCCUAAGCCUGAGCUCACAUCCAGCUUGUAACUAAUCCUUCCCUCUGCUUAUCACCUAACAUGCCCUGUGCAGCAAGAUCUAAGAUUCCAAUCUUAUCCUUUGCCUCAUCCUAUCAGCGUAGCCUCACCACAUCAGCGUACGGUGUUGAAUGCAAGUUUAAUUAGUUAAUAACCACGCAUGGAGAUUAUUUUACAACCCCUUGAUGUGGUCAGGCUGUCUUAGGAAACAGA